GUGGCCGCGCGCGAGCAGCGACUUCCGGCCUCUGGAAUAAUGGCAUUUGUUCCCUUAUCUCUUGCAAAAACACCCAAAUAUGAUAUCUACUCUUGCAGUGAAGUGGAAAAUUCCGAUCAAGAAGUGGACCUCCAUGAUGGCAUCUUGGGUCACGGUGGCGUGGUUGGAGGGCGUGGUGGUGACGGAGGCGAGAGCAGCAGGGACCAGAUCAGACCCUCAGUUCGCGGAGCUCCCGCCCACUCGACGCCCAUCUUCGACUUCACCCCGCCCCACCCUGCCCACCUGCUGUCCUCAGGGACGUCGCUCUCCCUGACCCAGCCCUCCCGCGCCAGCUGCUCCUCGGGCCCGCAGCGCGCCAGAGGGACGAGGGAGUCUUGGUCUGCGUCAGCUGAGCUUUCUGCCGUCGCCUCCUGCAGGACUUCGAGGUCAUCCUCUGCGAGUGGCGAGGGCGAGGCAUCCGGGGCGUCCAAGGACCACUCUAGCCUCUUUAAGACUCCGAGGAACGAUGGGCACGGGUGGGCAUCGAGGAACAACUACCCUGGACGUGGGCGGAAAAGGACCCCCUCCUGGACGGGUUCGAAGGACGCCUCCUCCACCGGGCGCUCCAGAACGCCUUCCACGGGGCGGACGACGACGCUCGGCUCAGCGCGCUACUCGUGGACGCCCGGAUCCGCCCGCUCCUCGGCGCCCUCUGCCCGCGCCCGAGCCGUCCCGCCGUCGACCGUCGUGGCGGUGGCAGAAGGCCGAGGGCAGGCCCGCGGAGAGGUGGGCGUGGCGGCGAUAGAUCUGCGACGCCCACACCUGUCCCUCGCUCAGUUCUCGGACACUCACACCUACACGAGGACUCUCACUAAACUGAUUGUGUUGAAUCCCCUGGAGGUAGUGAUAGCGAGCACGGCGGUGGACGGGGCUGCAGGCGUGGGCGGGCGCAGCGGUUUGGUUCGAGUCCUUCAGGAGAGCUUGGCAGAGGUCUCCAUCACGGCCAUCCACCGUCGCUACUUCAAGGACACUCGCGGCCUCGCUAUCGUCAAGCACCUCGCCGCGCCCCACUGCGCCUACGUCGAGAGGCAUCUGGCGACGAAGUACUACUGUCUAGCCACAGUGGCCGCCCUCAUGAAGUACAUAGAAUGCAUCCAACAUGUGACGUAUGCUCCACACACCCUCCAUGUGGAGCUUUCCUCCUCUGAAAACACCAUGAACAUUGAACACUCCACUUGCCGAAAGCUUGAGUUGGUCCGGAGUCUCCGAGGCAGCUGGGAGGACUCGCUCUUCGGCGCCCUUCGCCACACUCGGACUCCUGGAGGAACUCGCCUGCUGCGUGCCUCCCUGCUGCAGCCCCACGCAGACGUCCCAACCAUUAAUGCGCGUCUAAAUGCCCUUCAGUACCUGGUUGACAACCCCGACCUCUUCUACACGCUUCAGAGCAUCUUGGGGAGGUUCCCAGACAUUGAUUGGCUUUUAUCAAUGUGCGCACAGCUUCAUAAGGAGGACACGGAGCAGCGUUGUGAGCUUCGUCUGAACUACGUAAUCUCGCUGAAGAACACCCUGGAGCUCCUGGACCCCUUGGCCAGCACCCUCGCCGACGCCACCGACCCGCUCCUUGACUCCGUCAGGCAGAGCGUGUCGAGAGCUGAUCUGCAGGAGUUACUGGAGACGCUUCGGGGCGUGAUGCACGAGGACGCCCGACUGGUCAAGGGCGCCGCCGCCAUGAGAGCCCAGCGCUGCUACGCCAUCAAGAGCCACGUCAACGGCCUCCUAGACGUCGCUCGCAAGAUCUACUCGGAGAUCAUCGACAUCACGGCCCACGUAGAGGAGCUCGCCAAAGACCACAACGUGGGCAUGAGGGUUGGCCACAACGCCGCCCGCGGGUUUCAUAUCGCCAUCCCGGUGCCGAAGAGGAAAUCAGCGCCUAACCUGCCUUCCGUUUUUAUCAAGGUGCAGCGAGGUCGAGGAUGCAUCACUUGCACGACAGAACAUCUGUAUUUGCUCGACCAACGAUCCCGUGAUACCCUCAGGGAGAUACUCAUCAUGAGUAAUGUGAUCGUGUCUGAGAUGCUGAUAGAGGCGCGCGGGCGUAUGGGUGCGCUGCAUGGACUUGGAGAGGCCAUAGCCACUUUGGAUCUGGUGGUGUCCCUCGCCCACUCGGCCGCCCUCGGGUCCUGGGUCAGACCCGAGUUCUCCCGCGCCCUUGCCAUUCGCUGUGGCAGGCACCCGAUCCUAGACGUGCUCGCGCCUACCCCGCCCGUCCCCAACAACACGUUCUUAAGCCCAGAGAGCCGGGUAAUGGUGGUGACAGGACCUAAUAUGAGCGGCAAGAGCACCUACCUGCGGCAGAUUGCCCUCAUUCAAGUGCUGGCUCAGAUUGGCAGUUUUGUGCCAGCAGAAUUCGCGUCUCUCCGCGUAGUGCGUCAUCUGUUCACUCAUUUAGGUUCCGAGGAUUCUCCAGAAAACAAUGCCUCUACCUUCCAAGUACAGAUGAGUGACGUGGCGCACAUGGUGGACGGGGCAGGAGCGACUCCCUCGUGCUACUGGACGAACUCGGGUCAGGCACGAGCGUCGAGGAAGGAGGAUCCCUCGCCUGGGCCGUCAUGGAGACCCUCGUGCACGCCCGCGCCACCACCGAGCGCAACAGGUCGCAGUGGGGCUUCGGGAAAGGACGAUCUGUGGCACUGCUACCACCUUGAGAGCGAGGACGAAGGGGGCGGUCUGCUACGCCUGAGCCACGUCGUCCGUCGGGGGGUCACCCAGGCCACCCACUACGGCCUCGCCCUCGCCGCAGUCACGGCCAUGCCCCCUUCGGUGCUGCAGCGAUCCCGACACCUCGCAAGCGUCAUGGCACCUCCGACGCAGGUCGCGGUGGAAGAGGACGCGGAGAGCCUACGAUACCGCGCAGUGUAUCGCCUUGCGCAUCGCCUGUUGGCUCUGGCCAACGCCACCCUGCCAACCUCGAGUCCUUCCGACGACCCACAGGCUAACUAUGCAGCUCUUACUCCGCGCGCAUCCACAUCGAAGGCCCUUCAGCCGCACAGCAUAGACGAAACAACAUCGGAAGCAUCCCCACGAGAAUCAAGAUCACUAGGCGCUCACGAUCUCACGGCUCUCAGCGAUACUCGAGCGACGGAGCUGAAGACCAAGCUACAGUGCCUACUGCAGGACUUCAUGGCGCAGGUGGACGGCGGCACUCUGGACGCGCCUCAGUUGUCGGACGAGGACGGUGACGGACUUCAAGGACUAGUAGGAGUCCUUCGAAAACGGUGUUCCGCGACAUGGAAAAAAAUGUUGACUUCAGCCGUUGUUUGUGUGGAGAAUUAUUAA
Molecule: messenger RNA, 3315 nt
Organism: Penaeus vannamei (Pacific white shrimp)
Lineage: Eukaryota; Metazoa; Arthropoda; Malacostraca; Decapoda; Penaeidae
Source: RefSeq, a predicted model, not a curated record